Molecule: messenger RNA, 846 nt
Organism: Hymenoscyphus albidus
Lineage: Eukaryota; Fungi; Ascomycota; Leotiomycetes; Helotiales; Helotiaceae
Source: the annotation of a GenBank genome assembly
AUGGCAACGCUCUCCAAGCUGCAGCAUCUGGACGCCAUCAAGCAACUGUGCAGCUACUCCUCGACAACCAAGCUGAAGUCAACGCUCAAGGCGGGGCCUAUGGCAACGCUCUCCAAGCUGCAGCAUCUGGACGCCAUCAAGCAAUUGUGCAGCUGCUCCUUGACAACCAAGCUGAAGUCAACGCUCAAGGCGGGNGAGUAUGGCAACGCUCUCCAAGCUGCAGCAUUAGAGGGCCAUCAAGCAAUUGUCCAGCUGCUCCUUGAAAAUAAAGCAGACUCGAGUUAUCUUCAUCCAAACUUCGCCGAUGGCCAUCGCGUGCAAACUCUCUACAUUGAAGAGAUUGUCACGAUGUUACUUAACAGUGCUUCUAAGAUAAAAUCUUUUCAUUCUAAUGUCCAAAAAGGUCACGAUUCCGCAGUUGCUUCAGCACUAGACAGCGGCAUGAAACCCGAUGUCCCUGGUGGCUGGUACUUAUAUGCUUUACAUACUGCAGCGAGUCAAGGGAACCUUUCAAUUAUCGUUUUGUUAUUAGCAAAAAGCAAUGCCGAGCUCGAUAUACCAGAUUUCGCUGGUCGAACCCCGCUUUGGCUAGCUGCACAAUCAGGCCAUGUUUCUGUCUUAGACAAACUUUUUGAAUCAGGAACAGUAGAUAUCAAUCCUCGAGACCUCGAAGGUAGAUCAGCGCUUUGGCAGUCCUCGGCUCGUGGACAUCUCAAUGCUGUCAAGUGGCUACUAAGUCGGAAUGCCAAUCAUAAGAUUCCAGACAACUAUGGAUUGUCGCCCUUAGAGAAAGCCGAGAUUGAAGGUCACAAAUCUAUUAUAGAGGCUAUAAGGAGAGCCCCUUGA